This is a messenger RNA of Colletotrichum phormii, 2157 nucleotides long. Its product is annotated as thiamine pyrophosphate enzyme. The transcript has a single exon. The record is from RefSeq and is a predicted model, not a curated record. Bases 115 to 1866 code for a protein of 583 amino acids. NCBI's taxonomy places the organism in Eukaryota, Fungi, Ascomycota, Sordariomycetes, Glomerellales, Glomerellaceae. Gene Ontology annotation, cellular component: cytosol; nucleus. Gene Ontology annotation, molecular function: pyruvate decarboxylase activity; magnesium ion binding; thiamine pyrophosphate binding.
AGAAGCUUGAUCAAGUCUCAGUGCAUGUCGAUAUGAGGGCUCAAGCCUACCCGUGUAAUUCAUCCUUCCACCACCUCCAUAUCCCUUACCACUGGCCCCCAAAGCGCCCACAACAUGAUUCAAGUCCCAGAUCGUAAAGCCUCAACCGUCAAGCUUGCGGAGUAUCUCUUCACUCGCUUACGCCAGCUCGGCAUAGGUGCCAUUCACGGUGUUCCGGGAGACUUCAAUCUCUCACUGCUCGACUAUGUCGAGCCCGCAGGGCUGCUAUGGGUUGGCAACGCAAACGAGCUCAACGCAGGAUACGCCGCCGACGGAUAUGCUCGUAUCAAGGGCAUUGGGGCUCUCAUCACUACGUCUGGUGUUGGCGAGCUCUCGGCCAUCAAUGCUGUUGCCGGGGCGUACGCUGAACGGGCAGCCGUGGUUCAUAUCGUCGGCACGCCUUCUAGGGUCCUACAGGAUAGCCGAACGAUGAUGCAUCACGGCUUCAAUGAUGGAAACUACAGACGUUUCGCGGAGAUGCAUUCUCACGUCACCGUUGCGCAGGCGGAUCUCAGACACGCAGAGUCGGCACCGCGUCAGAUUGACGAAGUAUUGAGGCAGUGUCUAGCCCAGAGCCGGCCGGUCUACAUUGAGAUUCCUCAGGAUCUGGUUAUUGUUCCUGUGUCGGCCUAUGGACUGAAAUCACCUAUUCAGCUUCCCGAGCCAGUCCCAACAGCAGCCGACGAGGCUGCUCUGGCAGCAAUCAUGGACAAGAUUAAGGCUGCGAAACACCCAAUGAUUCUUGUUGAUGGUGAGACGAGGCCAUUAGGUAUUGUCGAGCAGACCGAGAAACUGGUGAAAGCCACGGGUUGGCCCACCUGGACUACUGCUUUCAGCAAGUCACUGGUCAACGAGAGUCUGUCAAAUUACCACGGUAUCUACUCGGGUAGAUUUGCCGAUCCCGCCGUCAAGACCUUUGUCGAGAAAGCCGACUUGAUCUUGUGCUUCGGCCCUCACUUCAGCUCGACAAACACCUAUGCAUUCUCAAGCAUACCCAAGCCAAGUGUAACAAUUCUCUUCAGCGACAACAUCAAGGUGGCGGAUCAAACAUUCCGCGAUGUCACCAUCAGAACGGUGGUCAGGUCGCUUCUCGAAAGACUCGAAAAGUCUGAGAUUCAUCAAUAUGCUCCUUACCCAGAACUCCCUAAAGACCACGGCAUAGAGUUCUCGGAGGUACCAAGCGAGGAGAAGAUAACUCAGUCCAAGUUUUGGCAUCUCACGUCCAGUUUCGUGCGUCCAGGUGACAUCAUCUUCGGAGAGACGGGAACCGCCGGCCAUGGAUCGCGAGUCUUUGCGCUACCAUCCCAUACUAGAAUGUUCCUCCCGACAACCUGGCUUUCCAUUGGAUACAUGCUUCCCGCUGCGCAGGGCGCUGCAUUAGCGCAGAGAGAACUCAUCCAGUCAUCCAAAUAUCACGACAUCAAGGAAGCACGUACGAUUCUCUUCAUCGGCGACGGAAGUUUCCAGAUGACUGUUCAGGAAAUUUCUACCAUCAUACGCCACAAUCUCAACGUCACCAUAGUUCUCCUCAACAACGACGGUUAUACCAUCGAACGAUGCAUACACGGACUAGAUCAGUCCUAUAAUGACGUUGCCCAUUGGCGCUACUUACAAGCGCCCGGUUUCUUCGGAGGCAAUCCAGAGACGUAUACAGGCUCUGCAAAGACCUGGGGUGAGCUCCAGAAAGUGUUGGAGAAUGAUGAGCUGAAGAAUGGGAAGGGCCUGAGAAUGGUGGAGGUUUUCAUGGACCCCGAUGAUGCGCCGGAGGGUGCGCUCCUCGACUUGCUCGAGAAAGAGAAGAAGAGAAUUUCGGAUGGUCAAUCUUAACACUAACUCUAUGUAUUAGAUACUAGUGGUGCAAAUAUGUACUACUACAUACAGAAAUUUGCCGGUUGACCUUUACCUGUCUACGUUCUAGCCCUCUGUUCGGAGGAGUUUGGACUGUCGACAUGAGGCAUCUUGACCUCAAGUUAGCCUUGUACUAAACAAUUUUUAUUUGCCGUGCUGUGAUAUUUCUUUCUGCCUUGUGGUUUUCAAAUUUACGCCGGCACAAGGAAGUGUGCCGUCGAGGGGACCUGGAGUCACGAUAUGUUUUUGUAGAACGGCGCAGCCUUUUUG